Molecule: messenger RNA, 332 nt
Organism: Diuraphis noxia (Russian wheat aphid)
Lineage: Eukaryota; Metazoa; Arthropoda; Insecta; Hemiptera; Aphididae
Gene: KCNQ
Product: KCNQ potassium channel
Biological process (GO): potassium ion transmembrane transport
Cellular component (GO): membrane; voltage-gated potassium channel complex
Molecular function (GO): voltage-gated potassium channel activity
Source: RefSeq, a predicted model, not a curated record
AUCUAAUCGUUGUCGUGGCGUCGAUCGUGGUCUUAUCGAUCGGUUCCAACGGACAGGUGUUUGCCACAUCAGCAAUAAGAGGCAUUAGGUUUCUACAAAUAUUGAGAAUGCUUCAUGUGGACCGUCAGGGCGGUACAUGGCGGCUUCUCGGCUCAGUUGUAUUUAUUCAUAGACAAGAGCUCAUCACUACGUUGUACAUAGGAUUUUUAGGUUUAAUAUUUAGCAGCUACUUUGUUUACCUCGCUGAAAAAGAUGCGGUCAGUAAGGAUGGGAAAUCAAGAAACGAUUUUUCCAGCUAUGCGGACGCGCUCUGGUGGGGUGUGGUAAGUUAA